Molecule: messenger RNA, 1850 nt
Organism: Phoenix dactylifera (date palm)
Lineage: Eukaryota; Viridiplantae; Streptophyta; Magnoliopsida; Arecales; Arecaceae
Product: putative methyltransferase At1g29790
Molecular function (GO): S-adenosylmethionine-dependent methyltransferase activity
Source: RefSeq, a predicted model, not a curated record
AAAGGAAAGACCCAAGUGGCGGAUAACGAAAAACGCCUCCCCCACACUAGCGCGUUAGGCAGGUGCGAACUCCCUCGCUGCUACAAUACUUCGCCACCUUCCCACCAUCAUUAAAACCUAAACAGAACUCCCCCUCCUCUCCCUCCACAACACCACUCUUCAUCUCUCCAUUGGAGUCCAAUUCCAUGCUCUCCCAUUACUAGGAGAAUACCUCAUUGAGUUGUGGAGGAACUCCAUUUUUUUUCUAAAUACACUCAACAGUAGUAGUUGGAUGGUAGAAGUAUGGAGGACCACCCCAGAAGACAUGGCCAGCAGCAGCAGAGUGCAAUAGGAUCGAAGUUGAAGAUCCUUCUGCUCGUAAUUUCGACUAAUAUUGUUUCUAUCUACCUCUUCUCGGCCUCCUCAUUGGAGUCUGCCCCCCGGAUCCACCUUUGGGACUCGGAGGCCCUCCUCCGAGAGCUCAGCUCGACACGACACAAGCUGUCCGCCAGCGAAAAGCAGCUUGCCGACCUCCACCGCCGGCUGUCCACCUCAAAUACCCUCCUUGAGGCCCUCCUCGAUGAGCUUGGCAAGGCCCAUGGCGACAAGACCCCGCCGGAGGAUCUCGACGGCUGGCAAAAUGUGCUCUCCGGGGAGCUCAAGCUUGCGGUCGGGCCGCAUAAGCUCCCUCUUGGAUUUACUGCCAAUCUCGGGACCGACGAGCUCUACCCGACGCUCGGCUCUCCCUGCCGGCGAUUCCAAGCGGAGCUGACCGAGUACAUGUCUUAUGAAGUCGGCAAGGAUUGCCCGAGCGACGACAUCUUCGCGCAGAGAUUGAUGCUCAAAGGGUGUGAGCCGCUCCCCCGCCGGCGAUGCCAUCCGAAAUCUCCUGACGGGUAUGUCGAGCCCACCCCAUUUCCGGCAAGCCUUUGGACAAUCCCGCCGGACACCAGCAUCGUCUGGGACGCAUACAGCUGCAAGAAUUACAGCUGCUUGGUUCAUAGAGGCAAGGCAAAAGGGUCCUAUGACUGCAAGGAUUGCUUUGACUUGAAUGGCCGGGAGAAGGUCCGGUGGCUCGGCGACAACGGCAAUCUCGACUUUGGAAUUGACAGUGUCUUGGGGACCAAACCACCGGGAACGGUCCGAAUUGGCCUCGACAUCGGCGGUGGCACCGCCACAUUCGCAGCCCGGAUGCGGGAGCGCAAUAUCACCAUUGUCACAAGCACUAUGAACUUUGAUGGGCCAUUCAAUAGCUUCAUCGCGUCGAGAGGCCUCGUGCCGAUGCACAUCAGCAUCGCCCACCGGCUUCCCUUCUUCGACAACACGCUCGACAUCGUGCAUUCGAUGCAUGUUCUCAGCAAUUGGAUCCCUGACAUUGUGCUUGAGUUCGCGCUCUAUGACAUCUACCGGGUGCUACGGCCGGGGGGGCUCUUCUGGCUUGAUCACUUCUUCUGCCUCGGCACGCAGAUGAACACCAGAUAUCUGCCCAUAUUCAGUAGCAUUGGAUUCAAGAAACUGAGGUGGAACACCGCACGGAAGCUCGACCGGGGAAUAGAGAUGGAUGAGUGGUACAUGUCUGCACUGCUGGAGAAGCCAAUGACCUGAUGAGUUCAUGACCAAUGACUAAGAUCAAAUGCUGGAACUGGAUGAGGGGUUUGUGAGUACUAGCAGACAUAAGGAAGAAUAAAUUCAGUAGGGAUCAGCAGCAACAGGCACAUAUGGGCAGUAUGUAUGUGCUGUCGACCAUUGUUCUGGAAAACAAAUUGCAUAAAUAGGAACUUCAAAUUUCCACAGCUUUUCCAGUUUAGCAAUUGACUUUAACCUGUAUUUUGAGUCUUCAUCAAAGUGGGGGGAGAAUCCAGUUUCUGAUU